Belonocnema kinseyi is the source of this 2855-nucleotide messenger RNA. RefSeq names its product TBC1 domain family member 31. The record is from RefSeq and is a predicted model, not a curated record. The transcript is spliced from 3 exons. The coding region runs from base 214 to 2616 and encodes 800 amino acids. Gene Ontology annotation, molecular function: protein binding. NCBI's taxonomy places the organism in Eukaryota, Metazoa, Arthropoda, Insecta, Hymenoptera, Cynipidae. Gene Ontology annotation, cellular component: centrosome.
AACAAAGUUUGACGUGCGGGUCGUGCAACUGUCAAAAAGUGGUGAAAGUGUUACAGAUUUCCAUGAACAAACUGAACUUCGAAAUGUGUUUAAAUUGCAGAAAUACAUAAAAAAGGCAUAAAUUUCCUAAAAAAUGUUCUAUUUACUGAGUUUGUUUAAUGCAUCUAAUGUUUCCUGGCAGUUAACCUAACCUCUAAAAGCAUUCUCGGCACAAUGAGCGAUGAAAAGUGGCAAGAUUUAAAAAAAUAUGCUUGUGGAAAUCACCACAAGCUUGAGGCAAACAUAAAAAAAGGCUCUUCCUCCAUAAUCAGAGUCAAUUUUGCCUAUUUAGCUUUCAGCAACGACGAGGAAACUUUAAUCACAGUCGAUUCAAAAGGAAAUGUUUACUACAUUGAAUUAGGUUACGAAACUCCUUCCUAUCGAAAAUUAGGAUCAAUCGGUUUCUGCACUUUCAUCGCCUUUAAUCCUGUCAAUAAAAAUGAACUUCUCGCAGGACUUAAUUCAUCGGAGGUUAAAGUUUUGAGGUUAGAUUCUCUCAGAAAUUUCUGCCUACUCGUUGGUCACACAAUUCAACCCACUUACGCGUCUUUUUACAAGCAUUAUUGUCUUACAUCCUCUUCUAAGGAAGCUAUAAUAUGGGAUCUAAGAUGCUAUUGUAAAAUUCACCAAUUAAGACUCAAUACAGAACGCAUGUGUCUCAAAAAAGCCUCGUUUUCAAGCCAAGGAUUAAUCGCUGUCCUUUAUCCAAACGAUAUUAUUCAAGCCUGGACUUUCCAACAGUUUGGAAAUGAUUUUAAAGUAAAUACGAAACAUUUCGGAUUCCGCAACGUUAAAGAUUUCGUCUUCACAAAGGAUGGCAGAGCCAUGAUCAUCGCUGGGGUCCAGAACAAAAUUCUUGUUUUUAAUACUCAUGAUUGGAAUUUACUAAAAAGCUUGGAUUUCAAAGAACUCCCUGGAGCAAAGCAACUCGCAAUCGUUCCACAACCACUUGAUGGUGGAGCGAAUAAAGUCGUUGCAAUUUUAUCUUCAGACUGUAAUCUGAAAUUUUUGGAUCUGAUGUCUUCAAGUUUCUUGAAAAAUUGCUGUGGCAUUUUGCAUCGAAUAAAACGAGUCGCGGUUUCCAGUUCGGGGAAAUUCGCAGCUCAUGUGGAUCAAGAAGGGAUUUUAGUUUUGACCAAUUUGGAGAGAAUUGUCAAUGUGAAGAGGAAAGAGAGUGCGAAAGCGAAAGAGUCUAGUAAACUGAGAUCUCAUCUUACAACGGAUCAUUUGCAGUGCAUUAAAGAAAGCGUGAAAGAGGAAUUAAAGUUGGCGAGAUUGUUGCCAAUACUGAAAGAGUUUGGAGAAUACCCUGAAAAGCAUAGAAUGUUAGUUUGGGCGACUGUAUUGCAAUUACCAGCUAAUCGACAAGCUUAUGUUUCUUUGGGGAAUCAACUGUCGGAGAAUGUUAGAGUGGACUUGCUUAAAAAUUAUCCUCUUUCUAAUAAAAGCAAAGCUUCUUUACUGUCCAUAACUCUCGAGAAACUUCUACAAUGGUGUCCUUUUAUGGCGAACAGCACCAUUUUGCCGGGACUGGUGUUUCCAUUUACUGUAGUUUUCCAGAAAGAUCCAGUCCUUGCCUUCGAAGCAGUUCUCUCUGUUCUGGUAAACUACUGCCAAAAGUGGUUUGAAUAUCAUCCUCUUCCGCCUUUGAAUAUCCUGGCGAUUAUUGAAAAUAUUCUUUUGGAAACUGAUCCAAGUCUUCUGAACGUUUUUUGCGAGAGAAAAAUUACUUCCACUGAAUAUGCGUGGCCUCUUCUUCGUACCACUUUGAGUGAAGUACUUUCUGCUGACGAAUGGCUAAUUCUGUGGGACCAUUUGCUCUCCUAUUGCAAGCCAUCGCUUUUGCUGAUGUGUACACUUGCUUAUAGUAUUUGUGCCAGAGAAACCAUAAUUUCGAGUCUCAAAUCUCCUGAGGAAUUUGAAAGAUUUUACAGCACUCAAGGACAUGUUCGAGUUAAGGAUCUAUUGAGAGUAGCACAUCGACUGGAGCAACAAGUUUCUGAUAAAGUUCAUCCUAGUCGUUAUCUUAGAAAUAAAAUGUAUAUACUGCCUUCUGAAGGACCUUAUCUCCAGUUUCUUCAAGACGAAUAUCCAAGAAUAGUUUUAAGUGCAGAUAAUAUGGAAUACCUACAGAGGCUCGAGGAAGAAGAGCAGAGUUUAGAAGAAUCCAGGAUUCAAGGAAUGCGAUUAGCUGAAGAAAGGAGGCUCCGUACUGAAGCUAAAAAUUUCGUAGAACAAGUUCACCGAUCUAGACUUAAAGAAGUCGAAAAGUGUUUAGAAAAACAAGUACGUCACCACCAAUACCAUUUUUCGGAUAUCUCUGGACAAAAUAUCCAACGAGGGUUGAAGGGAAACAAGCAUUCUGGACCUCAAUAUUUUGAAACAGACAAGAGAAAUCGUAGAUCCGAUAUUGAGAUAAGAGAGUCAGAUAAUCAAGAGAAGUGUGAAAGAUUGCGAAAUCAGGUACAACGAUUAGAAUCUGAAGUAUAUAAUUUAUUGGGAAACUUGAAAACAAAUACUUCUAAAAGAAAUGUUUGUAAUAAACAAUUAGAGAAUAGACUGAAUAGAAAUAUAUAAUUAUACAACUAUAGCAAUCAUAAUUAUUUAACAUUAGAUAAAUAACUAGAAACACUUAUUUUUUAAUACUCUGUACAGAAAAGAAAUUUACUGUCGAAUUAUAGGAAAAUGUCAAGAAAAAGAACUAAAAAUUUUAUACUAAUUUUAUGGGAUUAUCACAUAUUUUUGUAAUGCAACACAUUUUGUGAAGUUCUAUAUUAGAGCAGGAGGUAAUUGAAAAUAAAUAUUUUGUACAUAAC